UGGAUUCUGCACAGUUCUCAACUUUUCAGCCGUGCCAUCCCGCAGUAGAGUUCAAUCCUUCCCGUCGUGCGAAAAUAAAAACCCGUAAACCAAUCCGGGUUGGCCCGAGCAUUCGGUGUAGUGGACACUUCCGGUGGUUUCCCCCUCAUCCUGAUUUCCCCGUUUCCUUUCCGGUUGCUGGUCGUGUGCGUGUUUUCCGACGAGGGAAAUUUCCUUCAGAAGAAAGUGUUGCUUAAAAAGUUGCCGAGAAGAAGAAGAAAAGUGUGCACAGAUUUUUCACACGGUUCCGCGCGGACAUGGCCAUGACAAUUCGCCGAGGCCAUCAGGACUAGAGGGUUUGUGUGUGUUUCUCCCGUGCAAAGAAAAGCGAGUUUUCUUUUGGGUUUGUUCGGUUUGGUUGAGUUUGUUUACUCUUGAAAAUCGUGUCUGUGGCGAGAAGGAAGGUUCCGAUUGUUGGCAGGCAGAAGGAGGAAAACUGAGGAGUGGCAGGGCGGAAGGAGAGCGCAGAAAUUUGCACACCAUCAUCCCUGGGGACGGCGACAGAAGGCCACCAUGGACGAAUCUUUCCUGAAGGAUUUGGAGACUGCGGCCCAUUUUAUUAUGGCCCCUCCCACCGUGGUCACCAAGGAGCAGCGCCAGCAGUCCGAGGCGAUCUUCAUGAACUUCCGCAAAACCAAAUCCCCGUACGUCCUAUGUCAGACCAUCCUGGAAAAGUCCGUCGUCGACCUCGUGCUCUUUGAAGCCGCCGACGUGCUCAAAAAGGCCGUGGUCGCCGAAUGGAAGUACAUUCCGGACCAGGACAAAGCCUCGCUGCGCCAGUACCUGCUUAACUACAUCAUUCAGCGGGACAUUCCGGUGUUUAUACGGGACAAGUUGCUGCAGGUGGUGGCGAUCAUGAUCAAGCGGGCGAGCUUGGAGGAUGUGGGCGUGGAGCGCGGCCAGAUCAUCGACGAGACGAAGAAGAUGAUGACGUCGGGGGACGUGAAGCAGCAGAUCUUGAGCUGUAGCAUAAUAUUGGCGAUUUUGGAGGAGUACUGUAACAUUGUGCGGUCGGACGACACCGGGUUGACCACGUACGAGCACUUCCGGGCGAAGAAGCAGUUUGAGGAUUCGGACCUGCUGAAGGUGUUCAUCAUGACGCUGCAGUCGAUGGAGGAGCUGAUCAAGGUGUUUGACGCGGGCAACUCGAUGCACCUGUAUUUGUUCAAGCAGAUGCUGUCGGUGAUGGAGACGAUCCUGACGUGGGGCUUUCUGCUGCCCAAGUUGCAGAUCGUUCGGGUGUUGCAACCGUCGCUCUCGAAGAAGAUCAUCGACACGUCGGAAACGGUGACGAAGGCGUUGCACGCGCCUCCACUGCGACUGCACGCCCAGUGGAAGAACGUGAUAUUCGAGCCGAAACUGUUGGAGAUCUUUUUCUUCAUUUACUGGAAGACCCGGGACAACGAGGAUCUUCAGCCGAAGGCGUUGAUUUGCAUUCUGCAGCUGUCGACGUUGAAGGGGCCGAUCAUCACAGAUAACAAGGAGGAAAGCAUGACCUAUUUGGUGAACUACCUGACGCACUUUCUGUCGAUGUUGUCCACAAUUGAAAUCAAAGAAAAGGAAGCGUACAGCUUCUCGCUGAUCUUGCGCAAACUGCUGCAGCUGCAGCCACGGGCGGAAAUUAAGGGACUGCCGAACUCGCUGUUCAACGCGUACAUGCAGCGCACGCUCACGAUGACGCUCAAGUUUAUCGAGCUGUCCGCGAUGGAGGAAGCGCUCUCCCCGGACGAAACGGUGUACAUCGACGCGCUCGGCAACCUGCUCGAGAUUUGGCUGUACAUCGUAAACGACAAGGAAAACUACCCAGUCGAGGUGAUGGUCCCGUUUGUGACGCAAAUGUUCGAAAAGUACGUCCAGUACCACCUGGCGGCGCCGGAUGGAAUGCGGGGCGUCGGUCGGGACUCCGAGCUGAUUGACGAAAUCGCCGAGUUUGAAGAGUCCGAUCGGGAGCGGUUUAAGGAACAGCUGAUUAUAAUUGGGUACUUUGGACGGGAGAUUCUGGGACAUUCGUUGCCACUGCUGUCUAAGCUGUUGGAGGAUCGUACGAGGAAUUUGGGCACGCAGCUGCACCGAUUACACUCGACCAAGACGAUGGACGAGGCGGGGUCGAAGGCGUUGGUGAAUUUGUUCGAGGAUAUUCACUGGAUCUUGCUGGUUACGGGGCACGUGUUGGCACUGGAGGCGGACGGCGAGUCGGCGAUGAUUCCGGGGGAGAUUCUGCAAAUGUGCAGCCAGCAGAUUGCGUCGAACGUGACGGACGUGAACAAUAGCUUGAAGUUGUUGGCGUCGCCUAAUCAGGACAUUCAGGAGAUUCCAAACGCGGAGAUGAACGCGGAUCCGGUGAUUCGGCUGAUCGCUGCCGGGUUUCGGUUGUGCGAGCUGGAGAAGAGUGCGAUCGAGGUGAGGAUGUAUCAGUUUUUGAGUCCGGAGUUGAGCACCACGUUGGUUUGGUUCAUGCGAAGGUGGAGCGAUGCGUACCUGAUGCCGUUGAACGAGGAUUCCGUGAGUAGCAUUUUCAAGGAGGCGUUUGGGUCGCGAACGCCCGGUUCGGUGUGGGUCAUCAACUACCUGCUGAACAAGAUCUGCCUCAACGCACAGUUCCUGCGGGCGGAGCAGUCCGUCAUUGAAGAGACGUGUGAUCUGUUCCUGGUGUUGCUGCGACGGCGAGAUCGCUGCCAAGCGAUCUUCAACUCGGAGUACUUCCGAUCGAUCUGCGACCUGAAGAGCGUUGACCUACCGGUGGCGAUCAAACGAAAGCUGCUGAAAGGGUUCGUGAUGGUGGCUUCCAGCGUGGAGAGUGACGAGUUGAGGCACGAAUACCUCGGGAAGAUCCUGCAACCGAUUGAAGACAAGUACAAAAUGUUGAUCUCACAUCAGAAUUUCCAGUCCGUGUACCAGAACGAAGAGGUGCAGCUGAAGGUGAUUGAAAUUCUGGAGGAACUGAUCGGGUGUGUGCAGGGCGCGUACCAGAACUCGAUCACGAUCAUUUUCUCCAAGAUCCAGAACAUCUGCAAGGAGUUGCCCACGUUUUUGGACCUGUACCACAAUUAUACGACAAUCGUCGAGCUCAUCCUGGAGCUGGUGUGCGAGAUCGUGGCCAACAUCGGCAACGCGUCCUCGGAAAAGGUCAUCCGAACGGCCGUGCACGAGUGCUGCUUCUCGGUGAUCCGCGUCUACGUGAAAAACAACUCCAACCGCGUCUCGCUCGACACGGCCAAGAACGACUCCGACCCGCUCGAUCUGAUCCUGAUCCUGAAGCUGCUCAACUAUCUCACCUCCAAGUCGCUGUUUGCGGACGACUUUGCCGGCUCCGAGGACAGCAGCGCCCAGUCGGCGGAGAUUUGCAUCUUCGGGCUGACGCACAUCGUCCCGCUCAUCACGGUCGAUCUCAUCAAGUAUCCGGAUUUGUGUCUGCAGUACUACAGCACGAUCACCUCGUUCAUCGAGGAGAAGUCGCAUGUGAUUCCCAGCCUCCACCCGGACCUCCUCAAGCAACUGCUCGGCUCGAUCGAGCUCGGCCUCAGCUCGUUCACGGCGGACAUCGAGAGCAAGUGUCUCGAGUUUCUGGAGAUCUACGCCAACGGCGUCUACUUCCACCAGGAUCCGUCCGCCCCGAUGGCCCAGCUGUUGCGACCCUUCCUCAAGCUGAUGCUGGACAUGAUAUUCGGUCAGAAGAUCGACCUCAACAACACGAUGGACUGGUACCGGACGGUGUUUGUGGUGAUCUGCUGCUUCCCCGAGCACUUCAAGGAGCUGCUGCAGCACUUUUUGAGCGAGCAGUUUGCCGACGCGGAGCAGGGCGCCGGUAAGGAUGUGGCCGCGAGCAGCGUGUCGCUGGUGAACAACAUGGAGUUUGUGAACAAUCGGCUGGUCAAGUCCAAGUUUGUCGAUCGAUUUGAUAAGUUUGUUACGUUGGUGAGCACGAUGUACAAAAAGUAAAGGGCGGUGGAGCAUGAAUGGGGAAAUUUGAGGUUCCAUUUAAAUCAUUGAAGAUGAUCUUAUCACAAAAAUUGGCUUCAGGAUGAACACAUUUGACAGUUUGAGAACUCAACGUAACCAGAAGCCUAACAAGCAUAAAAAACGGUAAAAUCUCAUCACGAGAAAAGACAUGCAGCAUGGAAAACACCAAGUGAAAAAAAAUGACCUAAACUGAUUCUAGAAGGAGCAAAGCUAACUGUGCAUAACAAUCGGUCGGAAUGUGUGUGUAACGAAAGAGAACGAAAUGUAAAGUUAUUUCUUUCUUUGUAAGAAAACAAGUUUGUUGAACGACAAAAAAAAAUGAGCUGUUACUUA
Culex quinquefasciatus (southern house mosquito) is the source of this 4332-nucleotide messenger RNA. RefSeq names its product exportin-4. Lineage: Eukaryota; Metazoa; Arthropoda; Insecta; Diptera; Culicidae. Gene Ontology annotation, molecular function: small GTPase binding; nuclear export signal receptor activity. Gene Ontology annotation, cellular component: nuclear pore; cytoplasm. The record is from RefSeq and is a predicted model, not a curated record. Bases 553 to 3978 code for a protein of 1141 amino acids. The transcript has 7 exons. Gene Ontology annotation, biological process: protein export from nucleus.